CCCAAGCAAAGCCGGGUUGAAAUGUAGGUGUAGCCUAAUUUGAAUAUGUCCAUCAAAAAGAGGGUGAGUCUAAUAGGCUGAGCGUGAGGCAGGGAUGAUUUCAGCUACUGUCUGGGGGCGCCAGUAACAGUUUCUUCUUGGUCUUUUCUUUUGGAAGGAAAUGGAAUAGGAAAUAUCACAGAGUGCAUGGACGAAUGUUCUAAACCCUAGACGUGAAUAAAGCAGAAGAGGACUUUGCCCUCAUAGACCUUACAGUCUAGUAGGUUACUAUCUCAAAGCAGGUGUUGGCUGAAGACCAUUUACUCAGAUCACUUUCACUUUGGAAGUAGCUGAUAAAUCCCAGUGCAAACCUUCAAGGGAGCAGCAGGCACGGCAAUAUGGACCAGCAAGUGAAGGAAAGGGCAAAGACUUGUGAUGAGAAAGGCCUGGGUAGAAGAGCCUUCAGUGGGGAUAAACCAAAGCCAUCCAAGCCACGGCCAGCCCAGCAAGAACCUCCUGACAUGCUAUGGGACUUAGAAGACGAUGGUGUAUUCUUUGAAACUAGCCAUCUAGUUGUUGGAGAAGAUUCCUUCUCUGACUGUUACAUAGAAUGCAUAAUAAGAGGUGAAUUUUCUGAACCCAUCCUGGAAGAAGACUCCCUGAAGUCCCUUACCUACCUGGAAGAAGGAUCAGAACAAGAGCUUUCUCAACAGGUUCUUACUGCAAGCUCGCUUCUGGAAAAAUCCUUGAAAUCUGGGCAAAAAGGGGCAAAACAAGAACUUUCUCAACAGACUGGUGGAGAGAAUUCACAGCCUGAGUAUUCAGAGUAUGUGACAGGCAAGAAGCUCUCUCCUGGAGGAAUACCCGGCACUCAUGUAUCAGAUCCUAAACAGUUCGUAGAAUUUGCUAGAAAGAAGUCCCCCAAAAAUAAGAAAUGUGACACUCCAGAAAGAAUUGUUUGUCCUCAUAGUGGAUGCACAAAAAAAUUGAAGAAUAGAGCUUCCCUGAGAAAGCACCUCCUCGUUCAUGCUCCUCGACAUCAUGUAUGUGCAGAAUGUGGGAAAGCAUUCAGCGAGGGUGCAAAACUAAAAAGACACUUUCUGGUUCACACUGGAGAGAGGCCAUUUCGGUGCACUUUUGAAGGGUGCGGAAAACGCUUUUCCCUGGACUACAAUUUGCGAACCCACGUACGCAUCCAUACUGGGGAGAAACGUUUUGUGUGUCCCUUUGAAAGCUGUCACAAGAGGUUUGUCCAGUCAAAUAACCUGAAAGUUCACAUCUUAACUCAUGCAAAGACCAACAAAAAUCAGUGAAAGAGAAGACGUAAAUAAUCCUUAAAUAGGAUGAGCAUAUUAACAAAAUAGUGAUCUGGGGACAAAUGUACCUUAUUACUGUCUCCAGGAAGGAACUUUUUCAACCAGUUGCAACCCUGCAUGGUGUGUGUGUGUGUGUGUGUAUAUAUAUACAUAUAUAUAUAUAUAUGUAUAUAUAUACACAUAUAUAUAUAUAUGUAUAUGUAUAUAAUUUUAAUGUUACUACAAUGCUCCUGUAACUUAUAAUACCAUUUUAGAACAUUUUAGAGCAUUUGUUAAAUACUCUAAAUUUCCAACAGGAAGGUUAGUAAUGAAUUUACUUCAAAAGCAUAAUCCUUAAUACAUUAUGAAUUGGAUUACUGGAUAUGGGACUUAUUUUCACAUGCUAUAAAUAUGAAAUUAACGUUUUUAAAAUGUGUAGUUUCCAAUUGUUUAGCUUUCACCUGUUAGGAAUAAACUUCAUGCUACAUGUGAUAAUCCUAGAGAAUGAAAAUUUUGCUGUAGAUUGUCAAGUUAAUGAGUAAACAUUUUUCAAAGUUAA
Molecule: messenger RNA, 1833 nt
Organism: Hyaena hyaena (striped hyena)
Lineage: Eukaryota; Metazoa; Chordata; Mammalia; Carnivora; Hyaenidae
Gene: ZFP42
Product: ZFP42 zinc finger protein
Exons: 3
Coding region: 378-1292 (304 amino acids)
Biological process (GO): regulation of transcription by RNA polymerase II
Cellular component (GO): transcription regulator complex; PcG protein complex
Molecular function (GO): DNA-binding transcription factor activity, RNA polymerase II-specific; RNA polymerase II cis-regulatory region sequence-specific DNA binding
Source: RefSeq, a predicted model, not a curated record